Molecule: messenger RNA, 692 nt
Organism: Trichobilharzia szidati
Lineage: Eukaryota; Metazoa; Platyhelminthes; Trematoda; Strigeidida; Schistosomatidae
Source: the annotation of a GenBank genome assembly
CACAUAUUUCUGACUGGUUUUCGAAGGCAGCAUUUUCUUGUUUGAUUUCAUCCAUGACAUUUGCAAACUUUCAUUCAUUCAUUCAUUAAUUUACAUGUUGGACUGGGUGUUCAUUUUGUUGAAUAUGCCCUAGAAUUAAAUACACAUGGCUGCUGACAGGACCGAUUCAUAUGAAUGGACCUGUGAAUCGAAAAUUCAACUUUUCCAAGGAUUAAUUAAGCACAAACCCGUUGGGGUGUUUUGCCACUUUGAAAUGAUGUGCUUGUGCAAUUAUAUGAAUUCAGUUCUUCGUAAACCAGUCACUCCUGAUGAUAUUUGGAAGAAGCUGGAUACACUUUUCAAUAUGGAAGAACUGCAUGAGUCAGAAGUUAACCCGUUUCAAGGUAAGACGAAGGAAUUCAGUCUACCCGACGAGUUUGAUUCCUUGAAAGAAUUGGAGUUUCCUCGUGUUGGUCAUCGGAGCGAUACAGUUAUACCCAAAUCUUCAGUUGUAGAUACUUCUAAUCGAAAACGAACAAGAAAGUCGGUACGUUGGUCUGACAUUCAUACAACUUCAGAUAAUGUUUUGGUUCAAACACCGACUAAUUCAGCAGUCACUCCUGCUGUAGGUGUUGGCAAUUCACGCAAAAGGAGGCGCUGACAUUUGUAUGUAUGCUGGUUGCGAAUACACAAACACCUUUGUUGUAUCUUAU